Molecule: messenger RNA, 1124 nt
Organism: Cicer arietinum (chickpea)
Lineage: Eukaryota; Viridiplantae; Streptophyta; Magnoliopsida; Fabales; Fabaceae
Source: RefSeq, a predicted model, not a curated record
GAUGUCAUAGUGAAAAAGUUUGAAGAACUUGAUGUACCUGGCAAAAUUUCACUUAAAGGUAAAUUACGAGAGAUCGCGUAUCCAUCGACUACGUCAAUGUUUCUACCGGUUGCCAAGGUUAAAACAAAAGGUGCACCAAAAAAAGGCAAAAGUAAGGUAUCAAAAAGAGAUAAAUCAACCAAGCAUGAUCCAUCUUGAUGGGAGUAUGUGGAUACAAGUGUUCGAUGUAGUGGUACAAACGCAUGUAGCACUAUAGAUACCAGUAAAGUAGAAAAACUAGCACCUCGACCAUCAGUCCAAAAGCUCACACCUCGACCAUCAAUUGGCAAAGUUCUCCUCUUCAAAGAUUGGUUGCUAGUUGAAAUUCAUAAAUUCAUAGAUGACAUUAUUGAUGUCGGUGAUGAUGGUAAUUGUGGAUAUCGUGCAGUUGCAGCUUUACGUGAUAGAGCUUCAAGAGUUCAUGUCUCAUUACGAGAUACUAUUUGGUGGAGAAAAUUAUGUUCGACAACUUAUACACAAUGUGUAUGUUGAGCAAGUUGCAUCGAAGGAUAAUUGGAUGACACUUCCAGAAAUGGGAUAUGUGAUUGCUUCGAAGUUUAACUUGGUUGUCGUCGCAUUAUCACUUAACCAAUCGCAAACAUAUUUUCCACUUCGAAGUCCACCACCAACAUCUAUGUCAGAUCAUCGUGUGAUUGUUAUUGCAUUUGUUAACAACUGUCAUUUCGUACAGGUUUACUUAAAGUCAUAUUCCCUAUGCCACCAACAAGUACUUUGUGGAAAAAUUAUUGCAAUGAAGAAGCACGACAAUGAGAAUUUAUUUACAUGGAUCGCAUGCAACAUUGGUUGCAGAUAUUUUCAGAAACUAUAAAUAAAGUUAUUGUAAUCUGAAUUGUUGAAUUCAAAUAUAAUGAAUAUCCAAAAUAUUGUAGGAAUUCAAAUAAUAUUGUAUGAAUUAUUGAAGUUGUAAACUGAAUUGUUUAAUUAAUAUGGUCGAAAUCCAAAAUAGAUAUCCAAUAUAUCCAAAAUAUCUGUAACCAAAAUAUCUGAAAUCCAGAAUAGAUAUCUAAAAUACAUAUCCAAAAUACAUAUCCAAAAUAAAUAUCCAAAGUAAAUAUCCUAAGUCU